Bombyx mori (domestic silkworm) is the source of this 2492-nucleotide messenger RNA. RefSeq names its product stimulator of interferon genes protein. Lineage: Eukaryota; Metazoa; Arthropoda; Insecta; Lepidoptera; Bombycidae. Gene Ontology annotation, cellular component: endoplasmic reticulum membrane; autophagosome. Gene Ontology annotation, biological process: reticulophagy; innate immune response; autophagosome assembly. The transcript is spliced from 11 exons. The record is from RefSeq and is a predicted model, not a curated record. The coding region runs from base 219 to 1253 and encodes 344 amino acids. Gene Ontology annotation, molecular function: cyclic-di-GMP binding; 2',3'-cyclic GMP-AMP binding.
AUAUAUUAUGUGUAUAAUCUAUGGGGUAGGUGCCAUAUUUUUAUUUGUACAUUGUACAUAAUUAAAGCUUCAUCUGCAUUGAAAUGAUUAAUAGAUGUAAACAAAAUUUGAAGCGAAGAUAAAAUCUGUCAUCGAUAUGCGCGCGCACCGUGACUUAAAAUUAACAGAAUGAAGUUGCCCACUAAGUCGCCCAUUACAGUACGACCGACGUAACUUGAAUGGCAGGCUUAAAUGAGACUCAUAUAACAUUGUUGAGGGUGCUGUUUGUCUUGGGUAUCACAAUAGGCUCACAGAAUAUAGACAUGAAUCAGGAUUGGCUGGCUAAUAUUGGCUCACAGAAUAUAGACAUGAAUCAGGAUUGGCUGGCUAAUAUUGCUCGCUACAUCGUUUACUUCAUAUUGGUUCGCGUGUCGAGGCCCGCCGCCGUAAUGGCGUACGACGCGCUGCACAACAAUGCGGUUCUAGAUUUUUCUAGACUCGUCGAGAAGCAACGGAACACGAUCGUUUUGUUCGUCGUUUCCUCACUGGUCCUGUACUAUUCGAAAUUGAAAUUAUUCGGGGAGGAUUUCGUGUCGCUGUUCGUAGCCUAUCUCCUGUUGCACCGCGACGAAAAUAACCGGAAGCCGUCAACCGUCACUUAUGGAGUGGGGAUGGCCUGCAGCUACUUCGAAGGAUACUUGAACCACGUGAUACCCUCGGACGGCUACAGAUUCGUAGGUUUUCAGGAGAACAUAAGCAAUUACGAGAACUACCACAGCAUCGUGUUCCCGGUCAGGAGGUUGUUCGUUGUGAUAACGAAGUCCCUGUUCUGCCCGCCGGACCUCAAGUUCUUCAAUCGCGAGAACAGGCCGGACCUGCCCUCCCUUGACGCUUGCGAGAGCCUACCAAGGAUCACGAAGGACGUGGCCGGCGUCAAGAAUAGGGAGUACAAGAACUCUGCGUACAUGAUACGGAGGCCGGACGGACCGCCGGUAUACCUGGCCGUGGAAUGCGCCACGCCCAUACACACUCUGUACAACGUCGUGAAAAACCGGCAGCUCUAUUCAGAAAUAGAUAACAUAGACAAAAAGGAGGUCAUAGACGACUUCACGCGCACGCUGACCAACGUUAUAGACAAAAGCGAGGACUGUCGCGGUAAAUGCGAAUUGGUUUACUUCGACACCGAUUCGGAUAAGUGCCUGGCUGAAGUGCUGCUCGACAAGAUACGUGCCAUCGAACCGAACUUUGAGAACAUCAGCAGGGAACGUGACUAAACAUUGUGUCUGUUUGUUUGUCCGCGUGCCUGACACUGCUAUUAUAAGUUGCUUUUGGAUUUUUAAAUUUUGUUCGCUUGGAACCAUCAAACGUUGUAGUUAACUCAUUUCGUUGAACAUUGAUAGUUGGAGAAUUCAGUUUUUAUUCCGUCGAAUUACUUAGUUUUUAAUCAAAAUGUAUUUUUGUAAUAUCUACAAAAGUUGAUUCUUGACAAGAACGGAAGUGACAAGACUGGUUUUGAGAAUUAAUUUAGGAUAAUUUUGGUAAAUGUGUCAAUUUAUAUUAUUAGCAAAUAGAUACUUGGUAUUUUUAGUUUUGUGUUCAAAUGAUUAUUAAAUGUGUGGACGAGCUCACAGCCCACCGAGUGUUAUGUGAUCACCGAUUAUCAGAAAGUGGUUGCUCGCUCGUGCGGGCUCACCACAACCUACCUAACCGUACGUUUCGACCAAAGAUAUGUGGGCCACAACUAGUUGGAUAAUGUAAAGAUGACUGAAAAUAAGUUAAGCUUGGAAGCUGCUCUUUUUUUUUUUUUGAAGAUUUUAAGCAUGGUAACGAGACCUUUAAGCCAAUCCAGACUAUGGAGGGCAGAGGUAAAGAGUACCUUCUUGUAUGGGGAACAAGUUGAAAUAGUUUCCACCUGUUAACAGCGAGUUAUUGUUAGAAGAUUCACCGAAAUAGCGCUAGUGUAGGAAAUUGAAUAUAGCAAUUUUAAACAGAGUUUAUGACGUUGUGUUUAAAAUCUUUCUACUUGCAACUGUGAACUUUCUACUUGCGUCUUAAUACAGUGAGAUGGUGCUCCUUUCUUCUACCCUCCAUAAUCCAGACAGUGCUCUGUUGAUACGAGAGCAACUUUUGGUACUUCCUGGUAAUUUUAAUUACGGCCUCUGGUAACUUGACGAUUGACCUCAACCAUCCUCAUUAUACACUCUAUAGAUAUCCUAUCCAAUGUUUUAUUUAUUUGUGUACUAAUUAAUCGUCAGAUCUUUCGAACAAGGCGGCUUGUUAAUAAAAUUAUCGUUUAAGACACACAUUUGGCUAUCUCGUGACCGUGGAGGAAAAUGACAUUAUGUGUAUUAUCUAUGGUAAUGACUUGUGAACGUAUCGUGUCAUAAACGUCAAACGUUAGGUGUCAUUGUGAUUUUAAACUUACGUCAAUGGUUUGAUCAUUGCUAAUUGUUAACAUUGUUAACUUUUUUUUAUUCCUUACUUUUUAGUAAUAAAUGAUCGUGAAGAAUUAA